AUGUCCGACCCCACAAAAGCCGAGACGGAACAUGUGUUUAAGGUGCUCAAGGCGCAAAAAGCGAACAAGAUGUGUUUUGAUUGUCAGGCUCGCAAUCCGACAUGGUCUAGCGUGACCUUCGGCGUAUACAUCUGCUUAGAAUGUUCAAGUGUUCAUCGUAACAUGGGUGUCCAUAUCAGUUUCGUUCGAUCGACGAAUCUGGAUAGCUGGCAGCUGAACCAGCUCCGUACUAUGAAGGUCGGCGGCAACGCAUCGGCAACAGAGUUCUUCAACAAGCACGGUGGCGCGGCACUGCUCAAUGAUUCCGAUUCCAAGAAGAAGUACUCCAGUCGCGUCGCAGAGUUGUACAAGGAGGAGCUCGCACGACGUGUCAGGGAGGAUGCAGCUAAAUAUCCCGACAAGAUCUUCGUGGAAGGCGCCGAAGUCUCCGCAACACCAGUACCGCAGGGUGGUGAUGAAGACUUCUUCUCCUCGUGGGACAAGCCCGUAACCAGACCAUCAUCUGCCGCCUCCUCCAAGCCCACCUCGCCUCCAGUAAUUGGCAAAGCAGCGAGCCUCGGCACUGCCCCCCGCACAGUCAGCUCUGCCUCCCUCCGCUCCACCUCCACCUCCACCAUCGCGUCUUCCAGGCCUACGUCCAAGCUCGGCGCCUCCCGUCUGAACUCCUCCCCUGCCUCCGUCGCCAGCACCGCCUCGACCGCGGCGCCCAAGAAGUCCAAGCUUGGUGGGCUCGGUGCGAAGAAGGCCGCGACCCCAGUGAACUUCGAGGAGGCAGAACGCAAGGCCGCGGAGGAAGCGGAGCGCAUCCGCCAGCUGGGCUACGACCGCGAGCGCGAGAAGGCCGAGGCAGAGGAGCGCGCGCGCGUUGCGGCCGAGCAGGCGGCCGCGAACAAGGCGAAGUCUCCCGUGGCGAAGAGCACGCCUGUCACAUCGCCGGCGAUCGCCACGCCCAAGGGCAAUGCGCAGGAUUUGGAGCGGUUGGGGAUGGGCUUCAAGCGCCUUGGGUUCGGGGCUGUCCCUGCUGCUGCGGCGGCGUCUACGAGUGCGGCGGCUUCGGAGGAUGCGCCCACGUACGCCCGCGAGAAGUUCGGCAACCAGAAGGCGAUUUCGUCCGACAUGUACUUCGGGCGCAAUUCGUACGACCCACAAGCGGUUGCGGAGGCGCAGACGCGUCUCCAGUCGUUCCAGGGCGCGCAAUCGAUCUCGUCCAACCAGUACUUCGGGCGAGAGGAGGAGGAAGAUGCGGGCAUCGGCCACCCGACAGACGGGGGUUUGCUUGGGGACGGGUCACUUGCUGGUUUGGAGUUGGCUGCGAGGGAUGCGGUAACGAGGGUGCUGGCGAAUCCGGAUGUUCAGAAUGCCGCAGAGAGCAUUCGGGCUGGUGCGCUCAAGCUCUCUGACUACCUGGCGCAGAUGUCCGAGCGGUAG
Molecule: messenger RNA, 1428 nt
Organism: Dichomitus squalens LYAD-421 SS1
Lineage: Eukaryota; Fungi; Basidiomycota; Agaricomycetes; Polyporales; Polyporaceae
Product: ArfGap-domain-containing protein
Exons: 6
Coding region: 1-1428 (475 amino acids)
Biological process (GO): COPI coating of Golgi vesicle
Molecular function (GO): GTPase activator activity
Source: RefSeq, a predicted model, not a curated record